AUGCGGGACUCAAAGAUCAUGACAUUAUACAUGACUGUAUUUCGACACAAUAUCCCGGCUCCGUCACAAAUGGGCCCGGUCUUGGGAAGAAGCUCGUACAUUGACGAUAUCGCUCAUGGGGCGUCGACCUGGGACCAACUAUGUGAGGACCUAGACGCGUUGGUAUACAGACUGCGAUACUGGAAUAUCUCUAUGAGCUUGCCGAAAAGUGAAUUCGGAAAGUUGACCAUCCCUUUCCUCUCUCAUGAGGUGGGUGCAGACGGGAUCAGGCCUUUGCCGAAGAUUGUUAAAGGCAUAGAGGAUCUGUCAACGUACAAGGAAGUACAGUCCUUCUUAGGAAUCGCCACUGUGCUCUACGAACUGGACGAAGAGCGUGUACGUGCUGGACGGAACCUGGAAGCCGCAAAGGAGUCUUUCGAGAUACUGAAACGUAAGAUCGUGUUGACCCCGCUGCUGCGACAUCCAGACAGAACCAAGCCUUUCGUGAUUAUUCCGCAUGCUAACCCGUGGGCGGCGUGUGCUGUUUUGGGUCAGGAGCAUGAAGGACUUAUACACCCCAGUGUUGAAGGAUCAGAGCUACGUUACCAUAUAGCUGAGAAGGAAGUGCUCGCAGUCUUGCGGACUCUGGAAGUUUUCAGACCUCUGAUCCACGGAUCAGAAUUCCCAGUUGUGGUGUAUACGCGCUACUCUGUGCUAAAGUGGUUACUACAAUCCAACACCACAGAUGGACGACAUCUGAAGUGGGGGCUGGAAUUAUCAAGAUGGCCUCUGGAAAUCCAUCGGACUCAGAAAGAUGAGGACGGCCUUGCGGCCAUCCUUGGGUCCAGUAUCACUCCCAGGGAACAUUUAGAUAAAGUUGCAGGAACCCUGAUCCCUGCCAAGGGGCGUCUGAAAGUGAUGCCUCCAAUGAGUCUGGAAAGGUUGGAAGCAGACUAUCAAGGCUACGUUCUGAGUUUUAAUGACGCUGCAAAGGUUUCUACCCGCCGAGGAAGUUGUGGAUGUAUACUGUGGAAGCUGCCAGGGUGGCAGGUUGUGAAAGCUGAAGGACACAUUCUAGAAGGUGUGACGGUCAACGAUGCUGAAUACCAUGGUUUGAUUCUGGGGCUAAAGCUCGCUAUGAAGUAUGAUGUCAAAGAACUUGUGGCAGUCGGUGAUUCUCGAAUCGUCGUUCAACAAGCUCAGGGUCUGAUCAAUUGCAACCAGCCUAAUUUGCAACGACGCUUGGCUGAGUAUGAGGAUCUCAGGAAGAAUUUUGUGUUGGUGAGGUUAAUUCAUGUUAAACGUGAAUUUAACCAAGCAGCUGACUACUUGACCACUAAGACUCUCUGCAUCUACGGCUCGUGUCCAGAAUCCCUGAAAAGAUCAUGA
Molecule: messenger RNA, 1368 nt
Organism: Phytophthora megakarya
Lineage: Eukaryota; Oomycota; Peronosporomycetes; Peronosporales; Peronosporaceae
Source: the annotation of a GenBank genome assembly